AUGCCUCACACGUUGCAGACCUCCACUACUCGUACAGGACCAUAUAAUGAGGCAACAUUACAUCAUGUGGACCAUGACAGUAGCAGCACAAUCGAAAUAGUCUCUCACACUAUACUCUCUCACAUUCUACUCUCCCAAAAAAUGUGCUUCUAUCAGAUCUAUGUCUAUUCGUGCGGAUGCACGACCCCCGGCCCCUUCAAGCAAUGCCUCCCUUGCCUCGGCACCAACGUUAGGUGCACCAAAUUGGGCCUAAGGCAGCGAGAACUAGUGGGCAAUUAUUGCCCAAGACAUUUGGUCACUAGGGGAGCAAGGAUCGUUUACGUGGGGCCGGGAGGCCAAUGGCAAUCAGUUGCGGGUGAGGGGGGACAAGGGGCCGAGGCCGAGGAGGCUGAAGCCGAAGAAGAAGAUGAUGAUGAUGAGAGUGACAACAACGGCGACGAGGAGUGGCGUCCUUAG
This is a messenger RNA of Aspergillus niger, 456 nucleotides long. RefSeq lists its product as hypothetical. The record is from RefSeq and is a predicted model, not a curated record. NCBI's taxonomy places the organism in Eukaryota, Fungi, Ascomycota, Eurotiomycetes, Eurotiales, Aspergillaceae. Bases 1 to 456 code for a protein of 151 amino acids. The transcript is spliced from 4 exons.